AUGGAAGAAUGUCAUAGUGGGCAACUUCAUCAGAAGAAACAAGGUGCCAUUUCUAGUAACCAAAAAAACCCUAAUGGAAGAAUGGGGGAAAAUGGUCUAGAAAAGAAGGAUCAAGAUAAGGAAGGAAAUUCAGAACAGGAUUUUGAAGAACAGGGGAAGGACGAUAGAGUGGUAAAAGAUUUAGAAUCAAAGGCUGAGAAUGAAGAGGUAACAAACAAACUUGAACUAGAAGCAAAAAUCAAUACCAAAGAGGUUGUGGAAAAAGAAAGCGUGAGAGAAAGCAAGAAAGGGGAAGUGGGUGAAGGAAAUGGGAAAGAUAAAGAAGAGGCAGCUGAAUCGAUUGAAACUCCGUGCUAUAUGGGAAAAACAGAAAGGAAGAAAAGGUUUAAAAAGAAGCCAAAAACUGUAUUUGCCCCCGCCACUACAACCACCAAUUAUAGGCCUCCUCCUCCCCGUCCGGUCAAUAGGGAUGUUGAGAAGGGACUAGACAAGCCAAAAACAAGCCGCACCAAGGAUGGUGGCAUGCUUAUUUUGGCCGGGGCUGGUGCUGCCGUAGCUGCUGCAGCCGUAACAACAGCUGUUGUCACUAGCAGCAGCGGUUAUGAUGGAGGCGGCGGCGGUGGGGAUGGAGGCGGUGAUGGUGGGGAUGGAGGCGGCGGUGGUGGUGGUUGUGGAGGUGGGUGUGGAGGUGGUGGUUGUGGAGGUGGGUGCGGAGGAUGA
This is a messenger RNA of Impatiens glandulifera, 720 nucleotides long. RefSeq names its product aspartate, glycine, lysine and serine-rich protein-like. The transcript has 4 exons. Lineage: Eukaryota; Viridiplantae; Streptophyta; Magnoliopsida; Ericales; Balsaminaceae. The coding region runs from base 1 to 720 and encodes 239 amino acids. The record is from RefSeq and is a predicted model, not a curated record.